Anisakis simplex (herring worm) is the source of this 930-nucleotide messenger RNA. Lineage: Eukaryota; Metazoa; Nematoda; Chromadorea; Rhabditida; Anisakidae. The record is from the annotation of a GenBank genome assembly.
AUGAGAGGUUUUUCAUCGGUACAGUCAGUCAGUUUCAAUCAGGAUUUUGGAUGUUUUGCAUGUGGCUUGGAGAGUGGCUUUCGUUUGUUCAAUGUAGAUCCUCUGAAGUCAACGUAUGGAGAGAAAUUGGAUGGUGGGAUCGCAAAAGUUGAAAUGUUAUUUCGUUGCAAUUAUGUGGCUCUGAUUGGUAAUGGUACGAAAGCAUCAUUUCCCAGCAAUGCGGUUGUGGUUUGGGAUAUUGCGAAUCGCAGCGAAGUGACACGAAUUGAGAUGAAUGCCGAUGUGAACGGCGUACGAUUACGUCGUGAUAGAAUUGUGAUUAUUUUAGAAACCAAAAUUCAUGUGUUCAGUUUUACGGACUCGCCCAGUCAGUUGCAUGUGUUCGAUACGAGCCAGAAUCCACGUGCAAUCUGCUGUUUAUGUCCUUCAUCGAAUAAUUCAUUACUGGUAUUCCCAUCACCCACCUCUCCUUCCGUUGUAAUGUGUGUGAAUCUGGCAGAUCCCGAUGCACCAGCAAAAACUAUCACUGCUCAUAUGAGACCUUUGGCCACAAUUGCAUUAAAUUCCGACGCUAAUUAUUUGCUGCAACUAAACCAGUUUCUUUUCAGUUUAAAUUUCUCACCUGAUUCAUCAAUGUUAUGCGUUUCGAGCAAUCACAAUACGGUGCAUUUAUUUGAUUUAAAUGAUGAAGAGAAGCGUAAGAAAACGCCUUUGCGUAGGCUAACAUUGCCCGGUUCGGUAAGUUUCUCAAGAUUCCAGUUGCCGUUUUCAACAAAAAAGAACGAACAGUGCAUUUGUGCAUUCAGUUCGCAGGCUGAAUCUGUUAUAGCUAUUUCGUCGAAUGGUUGUUAUUGCAAAUUCAAUUUCGAUCGAAAUCACGGCGAUUGUAUGCGUCAAACGUGUGUCAUUUAUUUGGAAAUGAACGAAUAA